GCUGAAGCCAAGCAGACGCUGAGAAAUGAGUGUCAAACAGAGCCUCAUGACCCUUGCAAUGGUCCUGAAGGUUGCCGCAUCCGCCCUCAAAAUUGUUUCCAGUUUCAAUAAGUCUUUCUUGGUUCUAGUAACUGGGGUCGAUUAGCCACCGCAAAAGAAGUGCCUGCAUCAGGAUAUCAUGUGCCCUGACUUCCUUCUCCGAGCUGCGUUUGUCUUAGCUUUCCUGUCAGACUUCGUCAGGGAAGUUUUGAGUAACAAAACCUCGUGUCGAACUCACCUUCGAUAUCUACGAAAUGGCGAAUCCAAGACCCGUCUAUCUCUCCAACACUAGUUCAAACCUCGGUGCGCCUAAGAUUCCGUCAUUUCGGAACUUGACCAUAGAUCGAAAGCCACUAGAAAACUUCAAGAAAGCCGCAGAGAAAGAAGGUAAACGCAUAGAGGAGGAAAAAAGAGCUUCAGGAGAUUUAGGAUAUAACCUCCCGGCAUACAACAACCGACUGCCUUUACAUGUUUUCGAAUGGGAUCAGGAUGGUCUGAAUGGAACAGAGAUCUCGAAUAUACGAUGCGUCGGGGACCUCUUGGCAUUGGAUACUCCUUCAGUUCGUGUGAUAUUCGCCCCGCAAAGCAUUGCGCACCCUCAAUCAGUGAAGGGCAUGACGGAAUUGUUCGAGUACUUUGCCAUUCCAAGUGCCUUCAUCGCUGAAAGCCUUCAGCAGGUGUCACAAUCUUUCUGCUCUCGCAAGGAUGAGAAUGGAAACCAAUACACUUGGUUUCAUUUCCUAGCGAAGGACAUUGCAAUAUCAGACGACGACAAGCCUCGGAGAAUUGUGCAUCCGUCAGAGAAUAAGGACCAGCCAGAGAAGAAGACGUUAGCGCUGCACCCAGUUCAUCAACAGCGGGCUGCAAACCAGGCCGUAGAUGCACGUAGGCGUGCACAAGAACAAAGCCAGGCAAAUUUUACCUGGAUCAAAGCCGGAUUUCUCCUCAAAGUAGGGCAUCGAAAUGGCCGGUCGCUACCCCAGAGCCCCCAGAGACGCGGAACUACGACUACUAAUGAAAGCUCAACUACCCUCGCCCAGGAGGAGAAAUGCGUAACCCUGUUUUGCUUCGGCGCACCUUCAUCUCUUGGAGAUCGAUUCCGCGAGCUGGCCAGUUCCGCAAGUUCUGAAGACCUAAUCCAGGAUCCUUAUGCCCUUCUAGAGAUAGUUCUAGAGGAGAUGUACAAGGUAAUGGAUCGUGUCGGCUGGUUGGUAUCAGACAUUUUCGGGGAGAUUGAGACGAAAACUCUUGACAUUGCACGCACUCCUGGGAAAGCCGGGGAAGAGGUAAAAUUUCCAGGGCUGCACAACCUGGCAAAGCACACCAUAUACCUGCGCGAGAACUGCGAAUCAGCCCUUAGCACGGUCGAGAAUCUGCGCACUCACCACAUGAGACUCAUGCGCAGCGAUCCAUCAAUCUGGGAGACCUCGACUCAGAAUGCACUUGAAUACCGGAAGACUAUGUUUCAGUCCACACAACGACGUCUUGAGAGUCUCGAUAAGCGGAUGGCAAAUAUCCUCCAGCUCUCUUUCCAUUUGGUGACCCAAACCGACAGUCGGGUCAUGAUGUCGGAGAAUCAAAGUAUGAAGACGAUAGCUGUCAUGACGCUCAUCUUCAUGCCUCUUGGGACCGUUGCCAGCAUCUUCGGCACUCAGCUUAUUAAGCUGAAGGACGAUGCGCCGUUCCAUAUGCAAGUGUCACAAGACUUUUGGCUGCUGUGGGUUAUCGCUGUGCCACUAACGAUUGUGGUGAUGACUGUAUGGCGAGUGUGGUAUCGAGACGCGAAAGCACAAUUGAUUGAUGAGAACCCUGUGAGACCGAAGGGUGAGCGUGGUUAUAUGGGAUGGAAAACCGUGAGAAAUACGUUUAGUGGAUCAAAAAACACAAAGAAGAGCGCAGAUGAUAAGGUCUAGUUUUAUGCUAGAAAUAGCAAACUACAAUAUAAACAGACUGUUAAGUGUUACAAUAGGAAGUUAGCGUCUUAGAGGGAAGGUUGGAUGCAGAUAUUCGGAAAGCGCAAUAAUCUAGGGCUGG
Molecule: messenger RNA, 2073 nt
Organism: Lindgomyces ingoldianus
Lineage: Eukaryota; Fungi; Ascomycota; Dothideomycetes; Pleosporales; Lindgomycetaceae
Exons: 4
Coding region: 294-1952 (552 amino acids)
Biological process (GO): metal ion transport; transmembrane transport
Cellular component (GO): membrane
Molecular function (GO): metal ion transmembrane transporter activity
Source: RefSeq, a predicted model, not a curated record